AUGUUAAUUAUUUGUAUACUGAUUGAAUUUUGUUUGAGGGUGUAGGCAAAAGAGUUUUCAGUUUAUAAAAAUGAUGAAUAAUUGCUUGAUAGUUUUUCUCAGUUUGGAAUAAUAUUGGGAUCAAAUAUAACUUAUGAAACUCAAUCAGAUUAACCCUGCUACAUCAUAAAUUAAAAAUUAAAGAAUAAGCAAUCGGAAGAAAUCAAUCUAGUACCUGAAUUUGAGGAGAAGACAUAUGCGAAUUUUUAUGAUAAUGGAAAAUUGAAUGGAGAUAUCAAUUUCAUAGUUUAGAUGGUUCCAAUUUCAACUGGUGCAGUUGUAUUGAGCAAUCAAGGGGAAUUAAUUUAUUUAAAACUAGUAGAGAAUUCUUUUCAAUUAGCUGAUUCAAAGAUGUUAUCUAUUACAAAAGAAGUAUUCCUCAAGCCUGUGUAUUUGUAAUACAUCUAGAAGUCGAAUGAAUUAUUGAUCAUACUGAAUGCCGAAACCUUGAAAAUCAAAUUGGAUCUUGAGGGUGAAUCAAUUUUUGGCGAAAUUACAAAGAUAUAUGAUGUUUUUUUGACGGAAUAGAUAAAGAGUGUGGCCAUUCUCGAAGACUUACUAUUUGUGGCUUCAGGUGAAUAAGGGUUGCUUAUAUAUUAGGUGAGCAAAAGAGUAUUUGAAUAGGUACAAUGCACUGUGGAAUUUAAAAACAUCACAGAUUUAAGAGUAUUUUCGGAGAAUUCAGUAUACUAUAUUUUUGCACUUGAUUAUGAGAAAGGCAUUAAAGUAAUCACUUUCAAUACUAAAACAGGAUUGUUCUAUGAGAAUAAAUCGUUAACUAAUAUACCAUACAGAGGGGAGAUUAUUGAUUUGUAUUAGGAUGUGUUAAUGGUAGUUGAAGAGAAGGAAAACGAUUCGAUAAUUCAUGAAUUGUAAAUUUAAUACGAAUCUAAUACUUGGAGAUUGAUCCAUUAGCAUUCAGCAUAGAAGUACAUUCAAGAUAUUGAAAUGACUGAGAAUUAUGCUAUCAUUUUAGGGAGAAAUGGACACGAAAUCAUAUAUCAUUCUCUACCUUCUUAUGAUAUUAAAAUUCAGGAUAAAAUUAUUAUACCUGGAUUAUAGUAACUCUUUUUUCUUGAUAAAGCACAGUCUAAUAACAUUUAGGUGUUCGGAGUAACAAAACAUAAGUUCUUCACUACAAGACUAUAAUUGUUUCCUCAAUUCAUUAGUUGUUUCUAUAGCAAGGAGGCAAAUGAGAUAAAAUUUACUUAUUAUCAGAACUCUACAAAAUGUCCUGGGUCAACUUAAAAUAAGAUUUGUCAAUACAAAUAAAAUUAUACCGUACAAUUUGUUCACCCUAUUCUUACAUCGGAACAAUCUCUCUAUGUGUAUAUUACAUGUCUGAUCAUUGUAGCGCUCUUUGUAAUAGUUUUGGGUUUGUUGGUAAAAGAAUACAACAGAUACCAAUUUAUUGUAAAGAGUCAUAGCUCGAAAGAUUCCUACGACUAAUCAAGUGGAAGUAGGGCUCCUCCAACCAAUGACAUAUACGUUUUGAACUCAUUUGAUAGCCCGUUGAAAAUUAGUAAAAAAUCAUAUAUACCUUCCGUUCCUGUAUAAAAUGACUAAAAGAUUGAAUGA
Molecule: messenger RNA, 1617 nt
Organism: Paramecium octaurelia
Lineage: Eukaryota; Ciliophora; Oligohymenophorea; Peniculida; Parameciidae
Source: the annotation of a GenBank genome assembly